GGGGGUGAGAGAGCUUUUUGAAGUUGCCAGGGUCCUGUGAGGCCACAUACACAUGUGCACAGGCAUGCGUGUGUGUGUUUGUGUGUGUGUGAGGGCCACUUGUGCCUGAGUGUGAGUACAUCUACCUGCUGCUGAUCUCUGUCCCGCAGAGUGAGGGAAUGGCAGAGUCCAGAGCUGCUCCCUGAUUUCUCGGUCACCAGAGCCUGUGAGCCCAGCCCACCCAUGAGGAUGCCAGGACAAUGGCAUCUCUCAGCUACAUCUUGGUUCUUUGUGUGGGUCUCCUUGCCAUGGUCAACGCAGAAGCACCACAGGAACAUGACCCAUUCACUUAUGACUACCAAUCCCUGCGGAUCGGAGGCCUUAUAAUCGCCGGGAUUCUCUUCAUCCUGGGCAUACUUAUCGUCUUGAGCAGAAGAUGCCGGUGCAAAUUCAACCAGCAACAGAGGACUGGGGAACCUGAUGAAGAGGAGGGAACUUUCCGCAGUUCAAUCCGCCGUCUGUCCACCCGCCGGCGGUAGAGACACCUGGCGCGAUGGACACCAGCCAGGUCCCGCAGCUCUAACUAGGCUGGGGGAGGGAGGAGAGAGGAGGAGGGGGCAAAGGGCUGGGGUAGCGGGUCUGGAGGGCUCUCCUGCCCCUCACCCUUUUCACCCCCACAGGAUUCCCCUGGCACUUGACGCUUCCCACCCACCUUCCGCACUCCCACCGCCACCCGGACUGCCCUCUUCCCUAGCCCUGCCCCCACAGACUCUGCCGCUCAGAUUUCCAAUAAAACGUGCUUUUCUCUCUUGA
This is a messenger RNA of Cervus elaphus (red deer), 792 nucleotides long. It is a transcript of the gene FXYD1, whose product is annotated as FXYD domain containing ion transport regulator 1. The transcript has 8 exons. Bases 240 to 518 code for a protein of 92 amino acids. Gene Ontology annotation, cellular component: membrane. The record is from RefSeq and is a predicted model, not a curated record. NCBI's taxonomy places the organism in Eukaryota, Metazoa, Chordata, Mammalia, Artiodactyla, Cervidae. Gene Ontology annotation, molecular function: sodium channel regulator activity. Gene Ontology annotation, biological process: monoatomic ion transport; regulation of sodium ion transmembrane transporter activity.